Molecule: messenger RNA, 2618 nt
Organism: Mycena citricolor
Lineage: Eukaryota; Fungi; Basidiomycota; Agaricomycetes; Agaricales; Mycenaceae
Source: the annotation of a GenBank genome assembly
CCGGACACCCGUCACCACUCCAGUCUCUCUCUCCCUCUGAUCAAUACUGGAACGAAUCCCACGCGUCAAAUGGCCACUUCGAUCUUUGGUACUUCCUCUAUCGGUGUCGACUCUCCUGCAACCGAUGAAGAACCCAACACAACAUCCACUAUGUUCUCAUUCACGCUGAAGCCUGAUCUGCUCGGAACCAGCGGGCUGGGGAAUGCAGCUCAAGCGACCUCAGCUGGAGCACUAUUUGUGGCCAACGGACUCUUAUCAGGGGGUGGAAUCGGUCCCUCCGCGAGUGCGAGCUCCAGUUCUCAUAAGCGACCUGUCUCGCCUCCAUCUUGGCUCGACGAACCCGAACCCGCGCAACCUGGACCGACUGCGUCAAUCUUCGCGUCGUCUUCUUAUCCCUCUGGUUCCGAUAUACAAACGCACAGUUUCGAUGGGAAGACUGUUGUAUUCAAAAAGAAGAAGACCAAAGCUUCUACUGAAGCGCGUGAUAGAGUUACGAGAGCAACCAAGACCUUCACUGAGCGAAUGGGGAAUCUGCUGGACGUACCAAUCCACCGGAUGCUGGAAACUCUCUCCUUGGAGAAGGCGCAGGCAUUACAGGCCAGUGAUCUUGCACAGCCCUCUGGACCCUUGAACGAGGACGCUGAGCCAGAGCACACGCUAUGGGUAGAUCGGUAUCGACCUCGACAGUUCUCGGACCUCACGGGCAACGAGCGGGUUGCGCGAGAAGUUAUGACCUGGGUCAAACAGUGGGAUUGGUGUGUAUUUGGCAAGGGCAAGGGGAAGAAACGCGCGCGUCCGGACGAUGAAGAGAGGUUCGAUAUAGCGGACGAGUAUCGGAGACCGAAGGAGAAGCUCCUCCUGCUAUCUGGGCCUCCGGGAUUGGGAAAAACUUCACUAGCGCAUGUGAUUGCGCGGCAGGCUGGGUACGAAGUUAUGGAGAUCAACGCCAGUGAUGCCCGGUCCGGUUCGAUUGUCGACGACCGGAUACGACCCGCGCUGGAAUCGGGCUCUGCCGUCGGUAGCACGAAACCAGUACUACUAGUGAUAGACGAGAUCGACGGGGCAACUGGGUCUGGCGAUAAUUCGAGCACUUUUAUAGCAAAGCUGAUCCAAUUGACGCAAGGUAAAACGGCAAAGAAAGGACGCAAUGGUAAAGGGCGAGACCCGAACGCGAAACGGCCGAUCCUGCGGCCGAUCAUCUGUAUCUGUAAUGACCAGAACGCGUCAGCACUGGCCAAGCUGCGAACCCAGGCACUCCAGGUUCGAUUCGUGCGACCGGCGGAUAUCCAUACUGUGAAGCGGUUGCGAGAGGUCUGCGAAAUUGAGGGUCUGAGAGCAGACAGCCGAGCUCUGAGCACUUUGGUCGGAGUUGCCAAGGGCGACCUGCGAGGAUGUUUGAACACUCUUCAGUUCAUCAAGUCGCGCAAUCUGGAAGUGUCGGAAGUAGUCAUACGCAAAGCGACUGUGGGCAUGAAGGAAGCUGAUUCUUCGCUCAUCACCGUUGUGAACAAUCUGUUCAUUCCAUUGACGCGGAAGAGGGUCAAAGAGUUGGGCCUGACAGAAGCCGAGGAGAACAAGUAUGUCGGCCGACUUGCGCGAGAAGUGGAGGCUUGCGGGAGAGAGAGCAGCGUCGCAGUGGGAUGCUUUGCGCACUAUGCGACGGUGCAUCAGCACGAUGCCAAUUUCUCGCGCCAGGAGAAAGCGAAUGAGUGGCUAGUUACGUUCGAUCUGCUUUCGACGUCGAUGUACUCCGACGGAGACUUUGCGCUGCACCCCUAUAUCUCAUACAGUCUCGUUCCGUUCUUCCCUCUAUUCAAAGACCGGAUGGGACAGCGCGUCGAACGUAGUCAGGUCGAUUGGGAGAGCCAAGUUCAAGCCCGCGCCAAUGAGGAGAUCUACAAAUCUCUGGCUCGCUGCUUACGUACCGCCAGCACUCGACACGGGGGUGACUUUCGGCAUUUCGUGCACUCGCCCAUUCUGCAGCUCGAGUUCUCGCCGUAUAUCAAUCGAAUUAUCUCGCCGCCCCUGAGGCCAGUGAACGCGCAAGUGAUCAAACCAGAGGAGCGGGCCGUGUUGUCCCGACUGGUGGACGUAAUGUCCACGUUGGAACUCCAGUUCUUCCAGGAGAGAGCUGAGGAUGGGCAGCUCAGUUAUCGGCUUGACCCCCCCAUCGAUGUGUUCGUCACCUACGACGGGAAGCGGGCUGCUGAUAUGCCGGUGUCGAGAUAUGCUGUACGCCAUCUCGUUGCUGGAGAGAUCGAGGCACAGCUCAUCGCCAAACGAGUUGACAUCGUCGAGCGGGAAAGACAAGGUAAGAAACGGUUCUUCAACGCAGAUUCCUCUGCCCCGAAAGCGCCAGAGGACAAGGCACCGUCCAACAAACGAGCACGAAGCGACGGCCCUGUGAUCGACAUCGCCGAUAAGCCACCGACGGACUUUUUCGGCCGACCCAUCACAGUUCAGUCGGCGUCCUCAGCUAAAAGUGCUGCAAGGAAGAACGUGGCAAAAGAGUUUCGGGUUAGUUAUAAGUUCAAAGAGGGGAACUCGAGUGCAGUCCGCAAGCCAGUCAAGAUAUCGGCGUUCAUGUAGUCUCAGUGUAGAGCAAGUUUCUAUUCCAG